UAAUAAUAAUAAUAAUAAUAAUAACAUUAUGAGUGACUCCCGGGGGUCAACGAGUGUGUAGUUGAUAACGCGUUGAUUUGUCCGACACAAUCCCGGAUCAGACGGUCUGAUGGUCCACUCUACCCGUCCGUUCGGCGUCGUUCGUAAUUCGUAAUAGUGCCUCCRUACGAUACGUCGCGCGCGCCUGACUUACCCCAUACCUGGUCAUUACAACUAUACCUACCUAGGUCGUGGAGCGAUUUUCAUUCACRUUCCGGCUCACGUCCGACGACCAAACCGGCGAUGGCGUCCUGUUCGUUUGACGUUUCCGACGGCGUCGGUGGACGCAUCCGUCACGCGGGUCGCCGGUGUCCCGUCUCGUCGGCGUGAUAGUCCUCUCACUCACCUGUGCGUCGCCGAUCGACGUUCGCGGACACGGCACGAUGGAUUGUGCGUCGACGCUGUACUCGCAUCGCAACAACGGGCUGAUGACCAGGUCGCUGGAGAAGCUCUUGGAGGACGCGCAUCUGUGCGGCGAAUUGAAACUCGGUGGGCGCAAGCUAAAGGAAUUCCCGGUGACGAAUAAAUACGAUUUGUCUGACACGACCAUUGCGGAUCUCUCUAAGAAUUGCUUCACACACUUUCCAGCCGAAGUAAUUAAAUUUUGGUCAUUAGAAUCUCUAAACCUGUAUCAUAAUGCUAUACGAUCAAUACCCAACACAGUCACAUCUCUUCAAUCAUUGGUGCAUCUUGAUCUCAGUCAGAACCGUUUAACAUGUCUACCAGCAGCUAUAUGUCAGUUACCUCUUGAAAUCCUAUUAUUGUCCAAUAACAAACUUAGACAAUUACCCACCGAAAUUGGAUUUUGCAAAACUCUUAUCGAGUUAGACGUAAGCUGUAAUGUGCUUAUUAAUUUACCACCACAGUUGGGUCAACUGUCCUCAUUAAAAUGUUUAAAUGCACAAAAUAAUCUACUUAUUGAGUUACCAUUAGAAUUAACAUGUAUAAAAUUAGCAAGAUUGAAUGUCAGUUUGAACCGAAUAGCAUCAUUACCUGUUGAAAUGCGAUUAAUGUCUUGUUUGGAAUGUUUGGAUGUAGCCAAUAACCCUUUGGUUUCCCCUCCAACUGCUGUUUGUAUUAAGGGCCGUAUUCAUAUAUUUAAAUGGUUGGAAUUGAAAAGCAUUAAAGAAGGCCGAAAUCGAGGAUCAUCGUGGAAGUUCAACUCUCUAAAGAGCAAUAAUCAUAGUUUAGACAGUAAUAUGGACAGUCUGACAUUAUCUGAAACAACUAGUCUUGUACAUUCUUCGGAUGAAGGUGCAAAUGGAAGCAUGGAAUAUUUGAACAAAUCUGAUAGAAAACAUAGGGAAACGAACAGAUACAAUAACAAUGCAAGCCCCGAAAUUAUACAUGUCAGUAAAAGCAACGGUAAUAUGUCAACAAAUUCAAACAAAAUAUACUCUAGCAAUAAUAAUGGUGUCAAGUUAAAUGAUAAACAAACACAUCACACACAAAGCUAUAGAGAAUACAAAGAGUUCCUUAAACAACAACGUGCCCAAGAAUCUAUUUAUAAAGGAAAAGUUCCAAACUCCGAAAUUAUUUAUGAUCAAAAGGAUAUCCGCCCAUACACUAAACCAAGUACACCUGACAUUGUAUCAACUCCAGUCAAUAAUUUAUCAUUGCCAAUGCCGUCAAAUCCUAGUAGUCCUAAUGUUUGGUCUAAGAAUAACACACAAACCACUAAAAAUAAGCUUCAGUUUACAAUGAAACGGGAGUACGAUAAAGCAAGAGAAGAGGCAGAACUUGUGAAACAACUACGAAAUACUAUUGAAUCACGUUUAAAAAUGUCUCUACCAAGUGAACUGUCACCGGCACUUAAUGAUGGAGUUGUGCUUUGUUACUUAGCAAACCACGUCAAACCUAGAUCUGUAGCUAGCAUUCAUGUACCUUCACCAGCUGUGCCUAAACUUACUAUGGCUCGAUGUAGACGAAAUGUUGAUAAUUUUUUGGAAGCGUGCCGUAAAAUUGGUGUGAAUGAAAAACUGAUUUGUUGUGCUGUUGAUAUUCUGGAGGGUAAAGGAAUUGUUCAAGUUGCCAUCACCGUGGCUGAACUUUUGAAAUUCCAUACAACRAAAACACAAUCACAAACCGUACAUGUGCCAUCACUUUUAAAUGUAUAAAACCAAAACUAAUGGAAACAAUCUAUAAAUGAAGAAAAUGUGACUGACUGUUAUGCUCAUAAAUGAAAUGCUAAUGUGGCAUUAAGACUGUUUUAAUUCACCUGUUAAGCCUGUGAAAAUCCUCAGAAAUUUCAUUAUGAGGCUAAGUUAAUUUUAUAUAUUUUUUAUAAUCAAAACUAUAUCAAUCAAUUAAAACUCAAGUUUAGUGUAUACUACUUAACAUUUUUUUCCGAGCRUAUAUUUAGUGUUAAUUUAUUUUUGUCAUUUUAUUGAUGACAUAAGUUAUUUAUUUAUUUAUUCUAAACUUCCUAUAGAGCCUGUGUUAACAAAUAAAGUUUCGCCAUUCCUAAAUAAAUUGGCUGUACGUUAUUAUAGUUAAGCUAUUGUUUUUAUUUUGCAUUUUACUUUUAAAUUUUAUUUUACUACAUUAAUUUUUUUCUUAUUUUUUUUU
Molecule: messenger RNA, 2607 nt
Organism: Diuraphis noxia (Russian wheat aphid)
Lineage: Eukaryota; Metazoa; Arthropoda; Insecta; Hemiptera; Aphididae
Gene: Lrch
Product: Leucine-rich-repeats and calponin homology domain protein
Cellular component (GO): cytoplasm
Molecular function (GO): protein binding
Source: RefSeq, a predicted model, not a curated record